This is a messenger RNA of Pleuronectes platessa (European plaice), 4597 nucleotides long. RefSeq names its product cadherin-like protein 26. The transcript has 19 exons. Bases 72 to 2579 code for a protein of 835 amino acids. Gene Ontology annotation, biological process: calcium-dependent cell-cell adhesion; adherens junction organization; cell morphogenesis. The record is from RefSeq and is a predicted model, not a curated record. Lineage: Eukaryota; Metazoa; Chordata; Actinopteri; Pleuronectiformes; Pleuronectidae. Gene Ontology annotation, cellular component: catenin complex; adherens junction; plasma membrane. Gene Ontology annotation, molecular function: calcium ion binding; cadherin binding.
GCACUCUAACUCGAGCUGUAUUGACUCUUUCUGAGCACUCCCAUAGAGCACAUUGGACAGAGUGAAUCACGAUGAGGACUUUUCCCCUGCUUCUGCUGGUUGCAUUAGCAGCCCUGGCAGAGUCUGGCCAUAGGAAGCACACAAGGCGUGCUAAGCGGGAGCUUUUGCUGCGCUCCAAAAGGAGGUGGGUUUUGUCUACGAUUGAACUAACAGAGGAAGAACCUGUCUAUGGGGGAAGAAAAGUUGUUUCACAGAUGUUUAAUGAUAAGAAAAAAGAAGAUGAUCAGCGCUCAAAGUUCCAUCUCAGUGGAAAGGGUGUUGAUGAAGGCUUUUUUAAAAUCGAUGGAAAAAACGGAGAGGUGUUUCUCUUAAAAAAAAUUGACAGAGAGGAAACCCCCCAUUUCGAGAUGAAGUUUGAAAUCUUGACGGACGGCGUUGCAAUAGACGAUCCCCUAACUAUAAUGGUAGAUGUAGAGGACAUCAAUGACAAUGCACCUAUUUUUAAGAAUCUUCCCCUGAUUUUCAAUGUAAAGGAGAACACAAAGGGGAUCUUGCCAGUCGUGCUGGACGUUUUUGACAAGGAUCAGGAGGACACGCCUAACUCUAAAGUCACCAUCCGUAUGCUUAAUCAGGAACCGGCAGAACCCAAGAUUGAGUUGAAACAGCUCAGUAACAGAAAGACCCAGCUCACACUUAAAGGAUGUUUUGACUACGAUAAAAUCAAGACAUAUAAAGUUACGGUUGAAGCAAAAGAUCAUGGGAAAAGAUUUUUAUCCUCCACUGCUGUUGUUACUCUCAAUGUUGUUGACACAAACACCCAUCCACCAAAGUUCAAGAAAAAAAAGUUCUAUGGUGAGGUGUUUGAAUCACAGCUCAAAAAGAACGUCUUGAGAGUCGAAGUAGAAGACAAAGACACUCGGAACACUCCUGGAUGGCGAGCCAAAUAUUUCCUCGUUGACAAAAAAGAGGAAGAAUUUUUCCAAAUUGAAACUGACCCCAAAACAAAUGAAGGUAUUCUGCACUUCAUUAAGGAAAAGCAUUAUGAGAGGACAAUUAAUAUAACCUUGGAGAUCGGAGUAGAGAACGAAGAACCCCUUUUUGUUUGUGCAGAGAAAUUAACCGGCACAGUCACACUUCCACCUAUAGAUAAAAUCAACGUCACAAUAAAAAUGUUUGAAGUCAAUGACGCACCGCAGUUUGAGAAAGAGCAAGUUGAUGUGUACCUAAAGGAAGAGGAGGAGCCGGGGAAGUGUUGGCUCCCUCCAAAGAUUACUGAUGCUGACUCUGACCCAGAGAACAUCAGGUUUAAGCUAACAGAAGAUCCAGCGGGUUGGCUGACCAUUGAUCCGAUUACAGGAAAAGUCACAUCGGUGAAGAAAAUGGACAGAGAAUCACCCUUUGUUGAGAAGGGCAUUUACAAAGCAGUCAUCUGCGCCAUUGAUGACGGUGAACCUCCAGCCAACAGUACAUGCCCGCUCCUGUUCCACCUGGGGGAUGUCAAUGACAACAAGCCAAAGCUGGCAAGCAAAAGUGUCAUUAUGUGUGGAAACAAGGGCAACAAGGCCAUGGUGCCUGUCAUAGACCCAGAUGAUCCUCCAUACAGUGGGCCCUUUGCCUUUUCUCUGGGCGGUGAUGAUGAAAAUCUGAAGACGCAAUGGAAACUAGACCCUGAUGUCGGUACGGAAGGCGGCCUUAUUAGCCUGACGCCACUUGCUUAUGGCAACUACUCCGUGCCACUGGCGAUUGAGGACCAACAGGGAAUGGGCGCACAAGAUACAGUCAAUGUGAUAGUGUGCGACUGUGGAGAAGCAGACGUUUGCCCAGCCAGAGGGCCGCUAUCAACCAGCCUCGGGGCUGCUGGUGUUGGAUCGAUUAUUCUGGGAUUGCUCAUAUUUUUAUUGCUGCUACUCGUCUUUAUAUGUCAGUGUGGACAAGGGGCGAUGAAACACAUCACCCUCCCGUACGAUGAGGGCAACCAGACCCUUAUGAAGUACAACGAAGAAGGAGGCUGCGCUGAAAGCACAGCUAUGCCCACUAUGCCCUGGAUAUCUUCAAAUGGUGUAACUGUGACUGACAGCCGGAAAGCGUCAAACGGGCAGAUAAACAGAGCGGAUCAGGUCAUGAUCCACAAUGUGGGUAAAUACAACACUGCAGGGUCCAUCAUGAGUCAUUCUAACAUGAGCGCAAUGGAAAUGCAUCAGUGGCAAACUCGCAGAUUUCUUGGAGGGCAGAGCAUGAACUUAUCAAGGAAUACAAGCAGGAAUAACAGCUACCGGGUACCCAUGAAGGGAGGCUCCAGCAGGUACAUGCAGUCGUUCAGCAUGCGGUCAGAUAUACUCCUUCCUGAUCUCAUCGAAAGGAAACUUCGCUUGGUUGAUGGAGACAUUAUCGACCACCCGAUGCAUCAGCCCUUUGAAUAUGACUACGAGGGUCAGGACAGCAAAUGCCAGUCACUGGAUAAGCUGUCCCUCAGCAACCUGGGAGAUGAUACAGAGUUUCUGAAUGAUUUAGGGCCAAAGUUCAUGACCUUGGGCAACAUCUGUCACCAAACAGCUCCAGACAACACCACACAGAUUUGAGGGUCACAGCUGGAAUAUGAGUUUUACAUCAAGUAAGGCACUCGUCUUUACCCUGCACGCCAGCAUGGCAGUGUGUGUGUGUGUGUGUGUGUGUGUGUGUGUGUGUGUACAGACCGCCAACAACGCAGGGGCGGAUUUUUUAUCAAACUUAGAAAUAUACUACUUGGGAGAGUAUCUCCAGGUGAUUCGUUUUAGGAGCAGAUCAGUCAAAGGUCACGGUCAAGGUCGACAAAAAUAUGCCGCAUAAGACCACGCUUGCUAACCUAACUCUGUGAAUAAUAGUACAAAAUAUUAUGUUGAUCAGAAAACGAUUCCCCAUCAUAUGAUAUCAGGUUAUAGGUGUCAUGAAGAAGUCAGAAAAUUACAUCAUGCGUAGUUCAUUGUAGUUGUACUUAAUUAUUUCGAGCUAUCCCUGCAUCCUUUAGGACUAGACAUGACCGGAGGCUUGUAUCGAUAGAAAAUGAAUUUAUAAUCAUAUGGUAGGAAUGACGUCAUAAUAAAGACACUAUGAAGCCAGAAAAUAACGUGAUAUUGUGUAGUAACACAUUAAUUUUUGCAAAACAAUAACAUAAGAAUCAGGAAUCAAACGAAUAUAUAUCCUAGUUUAAAUCAACCAAUCAUUCCUCAUCAUAUUGUAUCAAUGACGUAGAAAAGUAAGCAGUUUAAUGUGGUGUAUACGGUGCAUGUUCAGGGUAAGCAUCGCCCUUUUCAGGGUUUUCCAUGCCUUGUUUGGGACUAUGAUUAAGAUCCGGUUGGAUAUUAAUAUAUUUAUAUACUGCAAAGUUUCGAUUUUGUACUUUUACAUUACGCACUUAAACAUCUUACCUGCAGUUUGGGCACCUCCAAGCAAAUUACACGUUUGGUUGAUUUAUGAAAUGAAAAGAAAUAAAUACACGAUAAGAAAAUACACGUUAGAAUAAGCCUCUCCUUUAACAGUAUUGCACUGUUUCUGCAGUCCUAAAAUACGUGUUCCUCGUACUGUACCACCUUGGUUUUGUGCCCAAACUUUUGCAAAUGCCACACUUAGUUUCAAUUCUAAUUAUCUUAAAGCUUAUUUUUUCUGUCUUUGUGGUUUAAAAUGUGUCAUUUGCACCGGGGCCCUUUAACCUUUGCACUCAACUGUAUUUUUACAGAUUUAUCGUGAAAUGAUAUGAAACAAGGAUUAUGUGGCACAGGCUUUACUUUGUUUGGUUGAAGAUUAAUUGAAUGCACAUAAAUAAUUGUCAUGCUCUCGUGAUUUUGAAUCUGUCUAUUUUGACAGUUACUGGGUGUGUUGGCUUUUAUUUUUUGGGGUACUUUGCUGCAAUCCACGACUAGUGGCAGAAACUUGGACUAUGGGCAGAAAAGGUCUCUGGUUCAAAAAGACGAACCUGGAUUGAUCUGUCCAAAAAUCCAAGAGGAUUCUCCCUACCCUGUCUAGUGCCCCUGAGUAAGGCACCUUACUCCCCCAACAUCUGCUCCCCGUGCGCCGUACAUGGCUGCUCACUGCUCUGUGUGUCCUGCACCAGAUGGGUUAAAAGCAGAGGUUAAAUUUCCCUACCUGCAUGAGUGUGCCUGUGCAUGUCUGUGCAUGUGUUUGGGACACAUAAAAAAAAGAGAGAGUGUUGCAACGUAUCUGUGAAAACCUGUGUUUCUAUCUCUGAAGGUUUUGUCCGUAUUAUUUUUCUAUUUUUUUUAAACAAUAAUAAGAACCUAAUAUAAUGUUAACUGUGGAUACUGGGAAUAGUUAUGGUGCAUGCAAUGUUUUAUUUCUGGAAUGAUUUAUUUCCAAGAGCACCAUUUUAUAAGAGUUUCUUGUUUGUGACGGACCAGCAGAGAUUUGACUGGUUGAAAACAUUGCUGGUCCACAGUGGUACUAUGACCACAACUGUUGUUGUGGUGUCAAAUUAACACUGUAAAUAUCAUGUGAAAAAAAAAAGUCAUUAAUUGUCUUAGUUUCUUUCGUGCAUUAUUUUUAAUGAAAUGUAAUAUUUGUAAAUAAAUCUGCCAUUACUAAAAUAAAUGGUGGUAACAAUCUC